This is a messenger RNA of Trichoderma aggressivum f. europaeum, 615 nucleotides long. RefSeq lists its product as uncharacterized. Bases 1 to 615 code for a protein of 204 amino acids. Gene Ontology annotation, molecular function: transmembrane transporter activity. Gene Ontology annotation, cellular component: membrane. The transcript is spliced from 2 exons. Lineage: Eukaryota; Fungi; Ascomycota; Sordariomycetes; Hypocreales; Hypocreaceae. The record is from RefSeq and is a predicted model, not a curated record. Gene Ontology annotation, biological process: transmembrane transport.
AUGUCGCGAUUCGAUACCAUGGCAGCACUUUUGCAUGGAGACGAGAAACAAGCGCCUCCAGAUGAGAGCACUAUGGUUACAGAGAUUGUUGACAUGCACGCUGUGACAAGGGCUCAGGACAGCAUAUUGGAUACAGUCAAUGCAAAGUAUACCAAAGAUGAAUACAAGUGUGUCCUCAAAAAGAUUGAUCGCAUUCUUUUGCCGCUCAUGUGGCUAUGCUACGGCACCCAACAGGCAGAUAAAACGGCCGUCUCUACGCAAGCAACGUUUGGAAUGAUCAAUGACAUGGGACUGGCCGGUCAGCAAUUAUCGUGGUUGACGACUGCGUUCUAUAUUGCCUAUUUCGUCGGCGAAACUCCCGGGAACUACUUGAUGCAGCGAUUCAGCGUGAACAAGACACUAUUUAUCUGCAUGUUUUGCUGGAGCGUCGUUGUCCUCUGCAUCGCAUUUGUACAGGAUUUUGCCCAAGUUGCAGCUCUGCGGUCGUUGCAAGGCCUUUCGAAUGCACAAUUUCCCCUGCUUUUCUUCUCAUCACGGCAUCCUUCUACGUCAGUCAAGAGCAUACCAUGCGAUCCAUCAUUUGGUCAACGGCGAACAGUGGUUUUGACAUUAUAG